AUGUGCCCCGGGCCGCGUGGAAAUCAAGAAUGGCGACUGGAAACGGUGCCUUUACCGGCAGGUAGAGAAUCCGACAACGCUAUCGGCAUAGGUAGUCCUGUACGAAUAAUGCUUGUCAAGACAAAUGACUGCCUUGACUCAGAAGAGCAAUCCGGAGGCCUUAUGCUGCGCCAAUGCUCCCCGGAACGAGCUGGUUGGCAAACCUGGUUGGUACAAGAACUACGCUUGGAGGAUUUUGAGAUGGCCAAGAAGAAGGCUAUGAUUAUAAGGAAAUAG
Molecule: messenger RNA, 276 nt
Organism: Protopolystoma xenopodis
Lineage: Eukaryota; Metazoa; Platyhelminthes; Monogenea; Polystomatidea; Polystomatidae
Source: the annotation of a GenBank genome assembly